AUGGCUGCCUUGUUCCAUGAUAUGAUAAACAAGGAAAUGGAAGUCUAUGUGGACGACAUGAUUGUCAAGUCCCACAUGAUCGAAGGACAUUUCGAAGACCUCAAGAAGCUCUUCGACAGGCUAGAAAAGUUCAAACUCCGUCUCAACCCACAAAAAUGUGUCUUCGAUAUAACCAGAGGCAAGCUGUUAGGCUUCAUUGUAAGUGAAGAUGGCAUCCGGGUAGACGAGACCAAGACUAAGGAGCAUACGAACCAAAUCCACGCACCUACUUUCGAGCUCUACAACCUGACGGCACCAUGGCCCUUCUCUGUAUGGGGACUGGACAUCAUCGGCAAGAUCAGCCCCAAAGCUUCGGACAGGCAUGAAUACAUUCUGGUGGCAGUAGAUUACUUCACCAAGUGGAUAAAGGCAACAUCAUAUACCACCAUCACAACACUUCAUGUGAUCAAGUUUAUGAAGAACAACACCAUUAGUCACUAUGGGAUCCCUCAAGCCAUUAUUACUGACAAUGGAACUCCAUUCGUGAAUAAAAGGAUGGGCGAUUUCCUCGACAAGUUCAAGAUUCAAUGCCAUCGGUCAAGUCCCUACCAUCCUCAAAUGAACGGUGGGGUCGAAGCUGCAAACAAAACUAUCAUACGUGUACUAGAGAAGAUGGUGAAAACAUAUCAUGAUUGGUCAGAAAUACUUCCUUUCACACUCUGGGCCUAUCGGACGUCUGUACGGUCUGAUACAGGUGUAACUCCAUACGGACUCGUAUACGGAAUGGAAGCAGUGCUUCCAAUCGAAAUCGAAUUCCCAUCACUACAGAUACCGCUGGAAAGUGAAAUCGAGGAAGGCGAGUGGCAACAAGCAAGGUAUGAUCAACUGCACCUAGUAGACGAAAAGCGCAUGUGA
This is a messenger RNA of Magnolia sinica, 894 nucleotides long. RefSeq lists its product as uncharacterized. Gene Ontology annotation, biological process: DNA integration. Lineage: Eukaryota; Viridiplantae; Streptophyta; Magnoliopsida; Magnoliales; Magnoliaceae. The record is from RefSeq and is a predicted model, not a curated record. Gene Ontology annotation, molecular function: nucleic acid binding. The transcript is spliced from 2 exons. Bases 1 to 894 code for a protein of 297 amino acids.